ACUGGUAGGUUGUAAUAGUUUUAGAGAAGCCGAGCAGGUGAGGUCAGUUCUUCCCUCUCUCUGACACUGGUGAAACAAUUUGAUCAUGACGGAUUCUGCGAAAGGCGAAUUCCAGGAGUUCAAGAAAGUGAAAGUAUGGGUUGAGAAGAAAUCUAGAUGCAUGACGUUGUACGCAAGAUGGUUAGAUGUCACUUGGGGUUUCCCUCCAUACUGGGUUUGGAAUUGUUACAAAGAAAUGAGUGAAGACAACGUUGAGGUAGUCAAGCUAAUGUCUGUAUGCUGGGUGAAUGUGAGAGGACAAUUCAAAAUGUCAGAGCUCUCAGCAGGAGUUGUGUAUGAGAUUGCAUACAAAGUCAAACUAACAAAUGGAGCAUUUGGAUGGGAACUUCCUGUAACUGUUAAGAUCAGAUUCCCAGACGGACGGGAGCAAAAGCGGCAAUAUAGUCUGUUUCAGAAGCCGAGAGGGGAGUGGAUUGAGCUUAGUGGUGGUAGUUUUGAGGUUAAGGGAGAAGAAAAUGGAGAGGUGUGGUUUGAUCUUUGUCAACAUGGGGGGCACUGGAAGAAGGGGCUUAUCAUCCAAGGUAUCAUCAUCAAGCCGGCUGAAAAGAUUGACUAGACGGCCAUUAUUUGGUUAUCAGAAAUAAAAGAUACAAGUGUAGGAUUUUUUUGUUGCUGAUCAUUGCUAGCUGAAGUCUUUCUCCAAUGGCUCUGGCAGGGAUUUGUUGUACAUGUAAUACUAUCUCUUUCUUUUUCUUUA
Messenger RNA from Prunus mume (Japanese apricot), 757 nucleotides. Its product is annotated as protein PHLOEM PROTEIN 2-LIKE A1-like. Gene Ontology annotation, molecular function: carbohydrate binding. The record is from RefSeq and is a predicted model, not a curated record. NCBI's taxonomy places the organism in Eukaryota, Viridiplantae, Streptophyta, Magnoliopsida, Rosales, Rosaceae.